AGAAAAUUAAUUUAGUAAUUUUAAAAAUUUGCCUAUUGGAUUCUUUUCAAAAUUUAUUGAUAUAGAAGUAUAUUAUUUAAAUGGAGAGAAUAAACGGUCAAAAUCUGCACCGUCUCUUUCUCAUGACUCUUUUCCCCUUCCCUUCUCUGCUUUCUCACUUGCCCCCUGCACGCCUGACACAGUCUCGAGGGAAAAGCAAAACCUAGCAACCAUCCAUAAUUAAUGGCCGCACAGUACCUCCAUGGGCUCGACACCGAGAAGAGCCCAAACUCCCACACUCAGCAAACACCAAUAAGAGGGAGAUCCAGACAGAUCUCAGGUUCCGAGCCCAAUGACUCAUUGAAAAGGACGAGUAGUGGUUGAAUGAGUGCCAGUGAGACAGACAGACAGACAGACAGCAGAGAGAGCGAGAUGGAGGAGAGGGCAAUGGAGGCGGAGUUGGUGUCGAUCCCGGCGACGCCGAAGGGAUUAUCGACGCCGGAGACGUCGGUGACGCCGAGGGGUACGGUGAGGACAUCGGCGAGGGUGAAGGCGUCUUGGACGCCGACAGGGGUGACGUCGGCAAUGGCGACGCCGAGGCUGCUUAGUCCAAGUGGAUCAAUGGGGACGCCGAUGAAGAAAGUGGUGGUGAGUCUUCGAGGGUACUUGGAAGAGGUAGGUCAUCUAACGCGGCUCAAUCCGCAGGACGCUUGGCUUCCCAUUACCGAAUCGCGCAAUGGCAAUGCUCAUUACGCCGCGUUCCAUAACCUCAACGCCGGCAUUGGCUUCCAGGCCCUUAUUCUCCCCGUCGCCUUCGCCUUCCUUGGCUGGAGUUGGGGGAUAAUAUCUCUGAUGAUAGCCUACCUAUGGCAACUAUACACCCUCUGGAUACUUGUUAAUCUUCAUGAAGCUGUCCCAGGCAGGAGAUACAAUAGAUAUGUGGAGCUUGCGCAGGCUGCUUUUGGUGAAAAACUAGGCGUGUGGCUUGCUCUGUUCCCUACCGUUUAUCUAUCAGCAGGAACUGCUACUGCAUUGAUUCUUGUUGGUGGUGAAACCAUGAAACUAUUUUUCCAGAUUGUCUGUGGAGCACUCUGCACCUCGAAUCCAUUAACAACUGUUGAGUGGUACCUGGUCUUUACUUCCUUAUGCAUUGUUCUCUCCCAGCUUCCAAACUUGAACUCCAUUGCCGGGCUCUCUCUUAUCGGCGCAAUAACAGCUUUAACUUAUACGACAAUGGCAUGGGUCCUUUCUGUAAGCCAAGCAAGACCUGCUUCCAUAUCUUAUGAACCCCUUAGAUCGAAUACUUUCACUGCAUCAACUUUCUCCAUAUUGAAUUCAUUUGGCAUCAUUGCGUUUGCCUUCAGAGGCCAUAAUCUUGCUUUAGAAAUUCAGGCAACCAUGCCGUCAACAUUCAAGCACCCAGCUCAUGUACCCAUGUGGAGAGGAGCCAAAGUUGCUUAUCUUCUCAUUGCCAUGUGUCUGUUCCCUGUUGCCAUUGGAGGUUUCUGGGCAUAUGGGAACCUUAUGCCUGCUGGAGGGAUGCUGAGUGCACUAUAUGCUUUUCACAACCAUGAUAUUCCAAGGGGUCUUCUUGCAACUACAUUUCUCUUAGUUGUGUUUAAUUGUCUCAGCAGUUUCCAGAUAUAUUCCAUGCCUGUAUUUGACAGCUUUGAAGCAGGAUAUACAAGCCGAACAAACCGUCCUUGUUCGAUCUGGGUACGAUCCGGCUUUCGCAUAUUUUACGGGUUCAUCUCAUUCUUCAUUGGUGUUGCAUUCCCAUUUCUUUCUAGUAUUGCUGGUCUUCUUGGUGGUCUAACUCUUCCAGUAACAUUUGCCUAUCCAUGCUUCAUGUGGGUUCUUAUAAAGAAACCUCAGAGGUUCAGUUUCAAUUGGUAUUUGAAUUGGAGUCUUGGGAUACUUGGAAUAGCUUUUAGUCUAGCUUUUUCUGCUGGUGGUGUUUGGAGUAUGAUAAACAGUGGGCUCAAGCUCAAGUUCUUUAAACCUAACUGAAGUCCAGCUUUGAAUCUAUUCAUAUUGUAUAAAAUAUCCUCCAUUUAAGAAAUAAUGAGGGUGAAUUUACUAAUCUUUUCUAAUUUGUGUGUAAUGGAAUGAACUGUAACUGUGAUUGGUAAUUUAAUUCUGUAAUGUUUUUUAUUUUA
This is a messenger RNA of Dendrobium catenatum, 2138 nucleotides long. Its product is annotated as lysine histidine transporter-like 8. NCBI's taxonomy places the organism in Eukaryota, Viridiplantae, Streptophyta, Magnoliopsida, Asparagales, Orchidaceae. The transcript is spliced from 5 exons. Bases 364 to 1989 code for a protein of 541 amino acids. The record is from RefSeq and is a predicted model, not a curated record. Gene Ontology annotation, cellular component: plasma membrane.